Messenger RNA from Theileria parva strain Muguga, 1039 nucleotides. RefSeq lists its product as uncharacterized. NCBI's taxonomy places the organism in Eukaryota, Apicomplexa, Aconoidasida, Piroplasmida, Theileriidae. The transcript has 4 exons. The record is from RefSeq and is a predicted model, not a curated record. The coding region runs from base 194 to 949 and encodes 251 amino acids.
UUUAUCUUAAAAAGAUAUUAUAUUAUGAUUUAUAAUUUAUGGUGUUUUAAAACUUUUAUGAAAAAUAAUAUUUAGUUUUUGUAGGAUAUAUUUUGCACUAUAAGGUGUCUGAAUGUGUUUAAGCACUAGCAUCCCCUAAAAACUAAGUCUUCCAAUGUGUAAUUAUUUUUAUGUGUAUAUUAAACCUAUGUAAAUGGCUACAAGAGUUAAAAGUGCUAGUUCAACCGCAUCUAAAAUUAGAAUCCACUACCAUAGUGCCAUUGGUACACAUCGGUUGAAACCUCGUCCUCUUAAAAACAUACUAUACCCUUACUAUAGGAAUUAUAAACCAGUUUAUAGAGCCAGAAAUCCAAGAACUCCACUAUACUAUUGGCCUGAGAUUGAUAAGUACCCUUGGCACUCACAUCAGAAAAGAUAUCUAAAUCCUGAAGAUAUUAGCAUUAGUCUUUUUUCUGAGUUCCUAAGGAGAGAUAACUCACUAAUUACCCUCUUCGAACUUUUACACACACUCCCACUAAACGGAGUUGGAUGUCUCUGUUGGAAGCCUGAAAAGUAUAGACGUAACACUGAACCAAGUGGUGAUAAAGGUUCUAAUGGGAGAAUGAUUUUUAAAAUUGAUGAAGUUGACUAUGUCGUCAACACACCCGCCAAGAAUAAUCAGUACUUUUUAAUCAAAAAUGUUAAUUAUACAACUAGACCAUUUAAAGCUAAAGUUAUAGCCGAUUUAUACCUGGGAGAUAAACUGGUGAAGAAGGAUGUAAGUCCAAUUGGGUCAGUUAGGGGUGUUUGGGAUUACUCAUUUCCAUAUUCACUGGAAUCAAAUUCCGAAUCUGAUAAGUCAAGUUCCAUUAUAAAUGAUAAGAUACUGGAAGAUUUGGCCUAUAAAGUUACUGAUUUAAGGAUUUAUAGGCCGAAUAAUAUUUUUAAGUAUAAAGAGUUGGUUUCGUAAUCAUUGAUAUGGAGAUAUUUCCAGUAUAAUUUGUUAACUACCAUCUAAUGUGUUGAGUAAUUAUAAUACACGAAGUUACUAGCAUAUGGG